UCCACGUGAAUUUCUGGCUCCAGACGUUGCUCAGGAUUGAAUGAAAUACAGGUUUCAAAAUUGAUGUCAGCACAGUCCGUGAGGAGACAGGAGAAAGGCUGCAAGUUCUGAUCAAUUCUUGAAAUAUUAGGGAAGAGUGUUGGAUAUGAGACCGUGGCUGGAGCUUCUCAUUUUCUUCUCUCUGCUUCUUGGUGUUUUAACCAGCAUGAGGGAUUGCCAGGAGAAUGAGUAUUGGGAUGUCGAUGGGACCUGCAAAGUUUGUAAAGAAUGUGGACCUGGAAUGGAAUUGUCGAAGGACUGUGGGUUUGGAGUUGGGCUCGGUACAGAGUGUGUGAUCUGUGGGCCCAACAGGUACAAAGACAGCUGGGGCCGGCAGAAAUGCAAACUGUGCCUUUCUUGUGCGCUCGUGAAUCGGAUUCAAGUAAAGAACUGCACGGUGUCUCGCAACGCUGUGUGUGGGAAAUGCUCACCAGGAUUUUAUAGGAAGACCCGGCUUGGCGGACUGCCAGAUAAAGAGUGCAUUCCCUGCACAGAUCCAGCAACUCCCCGUGACCCUCAGUGUGUCUCCAGAUUGGAUGUGACAAGGGUCUUGAGCCCUGACACUGGUCCUUACAACACUGCCCUUGUAGCUGUGAUCUGUAGUGUCCUGACGACGGUGUUGCUGACCACCCUGCUGCUCUGUCUCAUCUACUGCAGAAAGCUGGUCGCAGAAAAGCAGAACAACGGACACCCAAGAGCCCCCGUGACCGAGAGAGCCAGAAUGGAAUCUUCAUGUUCUGAGGGACAAGUGGAUGACGCGAGCACUGAGAGUUUAAUCAUACACUGUCAGAAGGUCACUUCGGAUUACAAUACAGCACAGCCUGAAGCACCAGCAGAUGUGAUUCAGUCUGAAGAUGCACCAUGUACAUUAAAAUCCUGUAUCGUGGCCUAUUUCUCUCCAUCAGGAUCUCAAACCAAAGGCAGGAGUGCAGUUACGUGUCCUGCGUUCUCCAGUUCUUCACAAAAUUGCUGCCAGGUUGAUACGCCUGAAUUCCAACAGCUGGCCCACACUUCUGAUUGCUCUGCUCUUUGUCGACCUGCAUGGACCUCAAACUGUGAAGUGAAUGGUGAAUUCCUUCUGGGACACAAUGAUGAUGCUGAUGCUUCAUUAGGACAAGCAGGAGGUGAGAUGUCCCACUGUGCUUCGGUGUUGCAAUACAGACAGGAGCAUACUCCAGUGGAAUGUACAGAGCUAGAUCUUCAAGAGUAUCUGACUGAUGCUGUCGCUCAGGAAACUACAGCAUACUCCCAGGCUUCAAGACCACAUGAAGGGCCAACUGCAGCAUCCUGUAGCUUUGGAUCUGGUCCUUGUACAAAAGAGUCAUGCAUGUGGGAUCGUGAUGAGAGCAGACCAGAAGAAUGCUCCAGCAGUAGAUGUGGUAACUCUGAGCACCGCAAUCUAUCCACUGGAACUAUUCGGGUUGGUGACUUAGAAAAUCUGCUCAACCAUGCAAGUGGGCUGACUCAAGGUGUGCACAUUUAGCUCCUUUACAGUUUGCUUGAAGCUUGGGAACUUAAGCUGAAGAUCUCCCCGUUGAGAAUGAAGAGUUACAACAUUUAGAAAAUGGGAAUUCCCAGUAAAUGCUGAAUGACAUGAAGGGGCUUGAAUCUCCUUUUGCUACUAUGGCUCAUGUUUCCAGGCAGUGAUUCCUAAAGCUAGGAAAACCCAUUGCCAUUACACAUCUUGGGUGAAUCUAGUAUUUCAUCAAAAUGCAUCAAAAAAUGGAGCGAAUAAUUUGCGAUAUUAAGGGUUCAGUUUUAAUUCCAUGCUAACAUGGUGAAAUGUAUCUGGAAGCUUCAAAGGGUUUGCACAGUUUGCUGUCAACCAUGAAGAUAAUUGAUCUUUAGUAAUAUAAGCGAUACAGGAUCUUGUUACUUUCUUAAAGUUAAAAGAUGCAUAAACAACUUGGUUACAAUCCUCAACUUGAUCAUCUGAGGCUGCAUUUCUGUCUCUGCUCUUCCAAUAGCGUCUUUCUAUCGUGGAAUUAAUUUUAAGAUGAUGCUGUUGUUUACCUUUUGUUGGUAUCUACUGCUUUUACCUCAACAGUCCCUGUAUAUACAUAUAAUAACAGCACCUGAAACGGGUCUAAAGAAACUCAGUCAAAAUGCCAUAUGAGGGCUGAUGUUAUUUGUCUGCUUUAAACACAAACAAGUUCAAAUUCCGAUUAACUCUGUAGUGAACUAUAUUACACACAGACUGGAGAUCUGAAAGGCAAACUUAAUACUGCGAUCCAAGUCUGAAGAAUUUAACGUUAGAUAUUAGCAGUUUUUUGAUAAUU
Molecule: messenger RNA, 2318 nt
Organism: Hemiscyllium ocellatum (epaulette shark)
Lineage: Eukaryota; Metazoa; Chordata; Chondrichthyes; Orectolobiformes; Hemiscylliidae
Product: tumor necrosis factor receptor superfamily member 19-like
Exons: 11
Coding region: 146-1522 (458 amino acids)
Biological process (GO): positive regulation of JNK cascade; positive regulation of canonical NF-kappaB signal transduction
Cellular component (GO): plasma membrane
Molecular function (GO): signaling receptor activity; protein binding
Source: RefSeq, a predicted model, not a curated record